AUGGCAGAGGGCGACCGCGACGUCUAUGCCUACCUUACUAGCCUUCUAAACAGCAGGUCCAAGACAGAAAGUCUCCUUUUUUACGCCACCUCACCGGCAUUCGCUUUUCGGUACCUCGCCAAUGAAUUAGGCAUCUCGGCUACCUGCAAACGUCUUAACCAAAUUCUUGCAGGCGACCAAAAACAGUUCAUGGCUACUGCUCAGAUGCUGGGCAGCGAGAAGGCGAUGUCCAACUUUUUGUUCAAUUAUAACUCCACCCGGCAGAUGGCUUGUGCCUGCGUAGAAAGCCUGUUUGAUGGAUUGAAUCUGAAGAAGGAACAUCUCAAUCAUUUGUUGGAUUCUGAACUUGAAGGACAUCCACUCAUCGUCUGGCUAUUAUCAACGGCAGGGCCGAAUAUUCUCGAAGAGGUCUUGGUCUCUCAAGAGGCAGAAAUCACGAAAAGACUGAACCAACUACGCGAAGCACUACGCGAAUGCAACCUGAUGCGAUUAGGUCAAAUAAAUGUGUCUCCAUUUCACUUUAUCUAUUUUGAGCAUUCGAGCAGCGAAGAAAUCAAGCGACCAAAAACAGUUCAUGGCUACUGCUCAGAUGCUGGGCAGCGAGAAAGCGAUGUCCAACUUUUUGUUCGAUUAUAA
Molecule: messenger RNA, 636 nt
Organism: Protopolystoma xenopodis
Lineage: Eukaryota; Metazoa; Platyhelminthes; Monogenea; Polystomatidea; Polystomatidae
Source: the annotation of a GenBank genome assembly